UUGAAAACGGAAGACCAAGACGGAUGACCAAAACCAAUGUGUUUUCGAAAAUAGCAGGCUACUUGGAAACAGCUUCUAAAGGUCUGGCCAUGGGGGUCUCAGGUUUUACCUAUCUGGUCGUCCUGUGCCUCUCCGUCAUACCCCCGACCACCCCAUCCUGCACCAGGGGCUCCUUUCGAGAGUGCAAAGAGGCCGAGUUUGCUCCGGGCUCCAACCUGGCCGGCGAGGGCUUCGAUAUCACCAGGAUGCAGCGCAAGGGGGCCUUUGUGAUCGACAUGAACCUGUGGAGACGCGAGAACAACACCUGCCUGCUGUGCAAGAACCCGUAUGAAGAAGGGAAGAUGCAGAAAGUCCCAGUGUCAGUGGUGGACUGGAGACCCACUAAAAGAUGUAGCAUGGAAGUUUCAAGCAAACAAUAUCAGUCGAGCGAGUCCCUGGUCAGUUCUAGCAGUUCUAGUGUGGAGAAUAACUGGAAAGCUUCUUUAGAUAUACAGGCUAAAAGAGGCGAGGGCUCUCUUACGUUAGCGGGGACAAACUCAAAAUUGGCUGAAUACUCGAUGGAAAAAACAAAGAGGGACAAAUUCACCUUCCUGAGUCACAAGACGGUCUGUGGGUUUUACAGCUACAGGGUUUCCAACCGGCCGAAUCUCCAUCCAGAGUUCCAAUACGCCAUCAACCAGCUUCCCAAGACUUACACCAAUGAGAACAAGGGCCGUUUCUACAAGCUCAUCGACAACUUUGGCACCCACUACAUGACUAAAGUGACCCUGGGUGGGAUGGUGCACUCGGUGACCAGUGUCAGGCAGUGCAUGGCCUCCCUACAAGGCCUGUCGUCGGACGAGGUCAAGAUGUGUCUGGACAUAGAGGCUUCUGCCAGCUCUGGAGGCAAAGCAAAGGGAUCAGCAGCAGUGAAUCACUGUCGAGAUGCGAAGGACAAGAUUGAGGGAGGGAACCGUUUCUCAUCUAGCUUCAGUGACAGGUUUACAGAGGUCUUUGGUGGCCACAGCACCGACAGCGAUCUUCUCUUCUCUGCUGACAAAGACCCUUCAGCCUAUAAGGACUGGCUCUCCUCCCUUCCCCUCAACCCAGACGUGAUCACCUACUCACUGGAUCCACUGCACGAGCUGCUUCCACCUCAACUUCUCGUCAGGAAAGAACUACGCAAAGCAAUCCAGCAUUACGUUCUAGAGCAAGGACUCUGGCAAAACUGCUCAAAGCCCUGCAAGUCUGGCAUCAAAAGAAACCCCAAAGAACCCUGUGCUUGCAGUUGUCAUGGUAAUCCUGGCGUAGGUAGCGAUUGUUGUCCCACCAAACGUGGUCUCGCUCGAGUCAUCAUCACUGCAGUGAAGGCAACAGGGUUGUGGGGUGACACCACCACAGGAACUGAUGCCUAUGUGAAGGUGUUUAACUCCCAGAAGAUGCUAAUCGGACGCAGCAAUGUGAUUUGGAAUAACAACUACCCUCAGUGGAACAUGCCUUUUGAUAUUGGUGAUGUCCUCUUGUCCCAGACCAGCAUGGUGAGGUUUGAGGUGUGGGACGAAGACAGUGGGUGGGAUGACGACUUGCUUGGUGCUUGCACUGUCAACCUCAAGGAAGGGACCAAGGGCAAUGCAUGUGCCCUGAACCACGGAAUGUUCUACUACAAACUCCAGGUGACCUGUGGCCCCAGCUUGAGCGGUCCGUCCUGCUCUGAGUAUGUGAGCUCUCCCAUGAACGCUCAGCUGGAGAAACUGUACGUGUCCCGCCAUGCUCGACCCAUACCGAAGGAAAUGCUCCUCAAUAUGGGAGUGUUUGGGAUUGGUGGUACUUCAAACUUGAAUAUUACUGGGUUUGUCUAAGGCCUAAUCCAAACGUUUUUAAGUCUGAUAUUUUUAAUUGUUUGGGGCUUGCGUCCACAUGGCACCAGCAGCUUGGUUACCCAAAACUGGUUGCCAAAUCUUGAAUUAGCAAAAUACAUUAGGCCAUAACAACCCCCUGCCCCCAUUAACAAGUAAUAUCAAUAUAUAACAAUACGACGUUUCAUGCCAGGGAUUUCGCCCACUGUAUUGGAAUGUUAUAAAAUCUCUCUUCUUGCCACACAAUUUGCGGCACAUGCACACACAUGUGUAAACAAAGAUAGCCUACCAACAGUGCAUUAUUGUUUUUUUAUAUACUUAUUCAACAGCAUAGUUUUCUUCUGCUCACUUUAGUUUGAACUUGCAGUCAUUUUCUCUCUUUUUUUGUCCAUAGAAAGUGGCAACAUGAAAGUAGACAAGUGAGGUACUGUAAACGGAUGUGCUCUCUGUUUUGAAAAUUGGAUUACUGUAUAUUGCUUUUAGCCAUGGACAAAACAUUUAAUCUAAUCCUAUUUUAUUAAACACCUCAAACAUACAUUUCCAACUGACUAGUUCAAAUGCUUUUUCUGUGUCUAAUGUAAUCAAAACCAUAUCCUCAUUUUGUCUUUGGGUAUAGUCCAGGGGUGCUCAAACUUUUUCAACAUGUGAGCUACUUAUUGAAAUGGGUGUGUGAAAAUGAUCUACUCCGGGGUUUUAUGUCAGUUUCGUCCACUUCUGAUGCUAUUAGCCAUUCCCGUAAUAUGGCUGGUUUAGACAGUGGCAGUCGGUGAAAACUGUCGGGGUUCCAUCUUUUCAUUUUACGGCCGCACCCGGUAUAAGAACCGCGGACCAUGUUUAGCCUACCUAGCCACCUGAUGGAGUAGCCUGCAUCCGGGUCAGACUAGAGAGUUGCAACAGUGAGACACCUCUGAAAACACUGGCCAGUGAAACACUGUGUGGUUUGAUGAUUCUUAUCUGUGCCUCGGUUUGAUUGACGAGACCUUUGUGAUGAAGUGUGUAUCGUUUUUGAGGUUGUUUAUAGCGGGGAAACAUCAGAAAAUAAUAUUUACAAAUUGGCCCCGCCGUGAUGCAUUGGCUGCGUUAUUCACCAAAAAGCUUAAAAUAAGCUAACUCCAUAACGGCGCGGCAUUCCCCUGAAUGGCUCAUCAUUAGAUACAUUUUGGGGCAUGGGAAAUCGAUGGUGAAACUUUAAUUUUACACCAGAACUAUCCUUUAAGUAUCGAUAUAGGCCCAUAUGAAGUGCAUUUUGUAUUGUCUUUUCCUUGCUUAUGUAUAAGGAUUGUGAUAGAUGAUGCCCAGGUUUUUGCGCAUUUGCCUGUGCGUAAUGCAUAGUUAUGUGCUUCACACAGUAAAGGCAGCAGUUCAUUUUUAAAUGUUUUGUAGAAUUAAUUUGUGUAACCAUCAUCACAUGGGAUUUUCUUUAAACGUUGAAUUUGUUCAUUUAUUUCCUCUAUUGCGAUUCCUUUUAUUAAUUCCUUGUUAUUUUCUUUGGUUAACUUUGGCAUUUCUUUAACUUCAAGUAUUUCAGA
Messenger RNA from Engraulis encrasicolus (European anchovy), 3364 nucleotides. Its product is annotated as perforin-1-like. Gene Ontology annotation, molecular function: wide pore channel activity; pore-forming activity; calcium ion binding. The transcript is spliced from 5 exons. Gene Ontology annotation, biological process: T cell mediated cytotoxicity; defense response to virus; immunological synapse formation. The coding region runs from base 24 to 1838 and encodes 604 amino acids. The record is from RefSeq and is a predicted model, not a curated record. NCBI's taxonomy places the organism in Eukaryota, Metazoa, Chordata, Actinopteri, Clupeiformes, Engraulidae. Gene Ontology annotation, cellular component: membrane attack complex; membrane.